Messenger RNA from Cucumis sativus (cucumber), 1269 nucleotides. RefSeq lists its product as uncharacterized. Bases 125 to 925 code for a protein of 266 amino acids. NCBI's taxonomy places the organism in Eukaryota, Viridiplantae, Streptophyta, Magnoliopsida, Cucurbitales, Cucurbitaceae. The record is from RefSeq and is a predicted model, not a curated record. The transcript has 2 exons.
GGGAUGAUUUGGCCGCAAAGAUGUUCAAUGAAUGGCAGUUGCGUAACGAAUAGGCUUUCGUGUCCAUUUAGUAUUCAUGUAUUUGUAUUUAGUUAGUAUUGGGUGUGUCUUUCUAUACGCUUGAAUGUAUGCAUGCAAUAUAAAAAACGAAUUUGACAAUUUUGCCUUCUUGUGUAUUUUAAUAAUUAUUCCUUCAUGUUUAUUGAAGGUACUUAAACAAAUGCAUGGUUGUAUGAUUGUCAGUAUGACAAGUUCAUCACGUGUUCCUAAGAAUGUAUGGACGAAGGAGGAGGAGGCAACCCUUGUCGAGUCUAUGGUGGAGUUGGUGUUUGCUGGUGGAUGGAAGUCAGACAAUGACACAUUCAGACCUGGGUAUCUGGCACAACUUCUGCGAAUGAUGGCCGCGAAGUUGUCGGGAUGCAAUGUACAUGCGACCACAGUGAUAGACUGUCGCAUAAAGACGUUGAAGCGCUCAUACCAGGCAAUCGCAGAAAUGUGCGGCCCGUCAUGCAGUGGAUUUGGUUGGAAUGACGAUGCGAAAUGCAUCGUUGCUGAGAAGGAGUUGUUUGACAACUGGGUCAGGAGUCAUCCCGCAACGAAUGGGCUGCUAAAUAAGCAUUUUUCAUAUUACGACGAGUUGGCGUAUCUAUUCGGGAAAGAUCGUGCAACGGGGGCCCAUGCAGAGACCUUUGCCGAUGUCGGAUCCAACGUUCCUCCUGGGCUUGAGGAAUUUCCUCACGUUGAUCUCAAUGAUUUGAAAAUUCCUUCCAUGUCCAGCCAUAGGUUUAACAUGUCACAAGACGACAUCGCACGACCAGGUCGAGGAACCGAUAGUAGGACGACUUCAAGCGGCUCGAAGCGUAGGCGGGGAGGCAAACUUCGGAAACAACUGAUGUCGUUAAGGAUGCCAUGCUCUUCAAACUGACCAGCUGAGACUCAUUGCAGAGUGGCCGUGGUUGGCACUGGAGGAUGAAAGUAGAGUCCGUAUAGAGGUGGUUCACGCAUUGCGUGCCAUACCUCAGCUCAGUAGGUUGGACAUGAUGCAAUGUAAUCAAAUACUAAUGAACAAUUUAACGGACAUGAAGGGUUUCCUCGAACUGUCAAAUGAGGAGAAACUUGACUACUGCACGAUGCUCAUACGAGGGGCUAGCUGAUUGUUUGUUUUACUUGCACGAAGUAUUGUUAUGUUUUAUGUUUAUGUCUGUACCUGUUAACUGCUUUUGAUUGGUGUUUUCUAAUGAUAUUGCUAGUCAUUUGUUUUUGUUUUCA